Messenger RNA from Closterium sp. NIES-65, 1791 nucleotides. The record is from the annotation of a GenBank genome assembly. NCBI's taxonomy places the organism in Eukaryota, Viridiplantae, Streptophyta, Zygnematophyceae, Desmidiales, Closteriaceae.
AUGAUGAAGGAGGUGCGGGUGGAGCAGACGAGCAAAGGGGAGUGUCAUCCUGGGGAUUGUUAUCCAUGCCAGGCCAUCAGUGGUACGUACGCCCCUUAUGGGGGAUGCACCUCGUGUGACGCCAGGUCUCAUAAGUCAGCUUUUGCAGCGUUGAGCGACCCUGUGUGUCGCCUCAAAGCGGUUGGGUCUGUGGAGCCGGGCUUCAGCGCACCUGUGCGCGCACAUGGCGUUGAGACUUCUCAGAAGCCAGGUUUCAGGGCGUCUAGUUUUGAGGCGCCUCAAAGCCAUGUGGCUCGUCUCACAGCUGUUGGGCCUGUGGAGCCGAGUUUCAGCGCACCUGUGGAGCCGAGUUUCAGCGCACCUGUGGAGCCGAGUUUCAGCGCACCUGUGGAGCCGAGUUUCAGCGCACCUGUGGAGCCGAGUUUUAGUGCACCUGUGGAGCCGAGUUUCAGCGCACCUGUGGAGCCGAGUUUCAGCGCACCUGUGGAGCCGAGUUUCAGCGCACCUGUGGAGCCGAGUUUCAGCGCACCUGUGGAGCCGAGUUUCAGCGCACCUGUGGAGCCGAGUUUCAGCGCACCUGUGGAGCCGAGUUUCAGCGCACCUGUGGAGCCGAGUUUCAGCGCACCUGUGGAGCCGAGUUUCAGCGCACCUGUGGAGCCGAGUUUCAGCGCACCUGUGGAGCCGAGUUUCAGCGCACCUGUGGAGCCGAGUUUCAGCGCACCUGUGGAGCCGAGUUUCAGCGCACCUGUGGAGCCGAGUUUCAGCGCACCUGUGGAGCCGAGUUUCAGCGCACCUGUGGAGCCGAGUUUCAGCGCACCUGUGGAGCCGAGUUUCAGCGCACCUGUGGAGCCGAGUUUCAGCGCACCUGUGGAGCCGAGUUUCAGCGCACCUGUGGAGCCGAGUUUCAGCGCACCUGUGGAGCCGAGUUUCAGUGCACCUGUGGAGCCGAGUUUCAGAGCACCUGUGGAGCCGAGUUUCAGCGCACCUGUGGAGCCGAGUUUCAGCGCACCUGUGGAGCCGAGUUUCAGCGCACAUGUGGAGCCGAGUUUCAGCGCACCUGUGGAGCCGAGUUUCAGCGCACCUGUGGAGCCGAGUUUCAGCGCACCUGUGGAGCCGAGUUUCAGCGCACCUGUGGAGCCGAGUUUCAGCGCACCUGUGGAGCCGAGUUUUAGAGCACCUGUGGAGCCGAGUUUCAGCGCACCUGUGGAGCCGAGUUUCAGCGCACCUGUGGAGCCGAGUUUCAGCGCACCUGUGGAGCCGAGUUUCAGCGCACCUGUGGAGCCGAGUUUCAGCGCACCUGUGGAGCCGAGUUUCAGCGCACCUGUGGAGCCGAGUUUCAGCGCACCUGUGGAGCCGAGUUUCAGCGCACCUGUGGAGCCGAGUUUCAGCGCACCUGUGGAGCCGAGUUUCAGCGCACCUGUGGAGCCGAGUUUCAGCGCACCUGUGGAGCCGAGUUUCAGCGCACCUGUGGAGCCGAGUUUCAACGCACCUGUGGAGCCGAGUUUCAGCGCACCAGUGGAGCCGAGUUUCAGCGCACCUGUGGAGCCGAGUUUCAGCGCACCUGUGGAGCCGAGUUUCAGCGGACCUGGGCUUGAGUCGCAUCACAAGCCGAGUUUCAGAGCGCGUGUGCAUGCACACGGCAUGCAGCGGCGGAGCAGCCCAUUCACACUGCCAGCUGUUCCCGAGGGCUAUGCACUGCCGCAUGGUAGCACCUGGGCGUUCAACCUGGAGCGCCACAUGAGGGGCGAGAGGAGGAUGAGGGAGGCUUUCCUGUGGUGCGAGCACUUUUGA